Oldenlandia corymbosa var. corymbosa is the source of this 2554-nucleotide messenger RNA. Lineage: Eukaryota; Viridiplantae; Streptophyta; Magnoliopsida; Gentianales; Rubiaceae. The record is from the annotation of a GenBank genome assembly.
UAGACACUAACUAAAGCUCCAUCAAACCAAAACUCCCUCAACCCAAUUACAAACCGACUGGCUUCCCUUUUUUUUUUUCCUUAUCUACUUUGAAUAUUUUCCUUAAAACCUUUUGCCACCGUACUUCCCAAAAGUAAAUCAGGCAAAAAUGAUGCAGUCGUUUGCCGAGCUGCAAUCGACGGCGACGUCUCUCUUCACGGCGUACGCAUCCAUGGCCGCCACCAUGAUGCUGAUGAGGUCAAUGGUCAACGACAUUAUCCCCCAAUCCGUGAAGGACUAUCUAUACUCCUUCCUCUCUUAUUUAUUCACCCCAAAAUCCAACCAGACCACAAUCGUCAUCGACGAGCAAACCGGCAUGAUCCGGAACCAAGUCUACGAAUCCGCCGAGAUUUAUCUCAGCACCAAAAUCUCCCCUUCCACGGACCGCUUCAAGGUCAACAAAACCCCCAAGCAGAAGUCCAUCAACAUCACCAUCGAAAAGGACGAGCCCAUCACCGACACCUUCGCUGCCGCCGGCGGCGGCGAUAAGAUUCAAUUGACCUGGCGUUUCGUCUCCCUCGACCCCAGAAACGACAAUCAAGUUUACACCCCGGAGAGGCGGUACUUCGAGCUCAGCUUCAACAAAAAAUACAGAGACACCGUCAUGGAUGAAUAUCUGCCUUUUGUGUUGCAGAGGGCCAAGGAAAUUAGGGACAGUGACAAGGUGGUUAAGCUUUACACGAGGGAUUGUCCUUAUUCCGAUGAUGAUUAUAAUGGAGGUGGCGGUAAUGGAGUUUGGGGGUCCAUCAAUUUGGACCACCCUGCGACAUUUGACACUCUGGCUAUGGAGCCAGAGAUGAAGAAGGCCAUAAUUGACGAUUUGGAGAGGUUUGUGAAGAGAAGGGAUUAUUACAGGAGGGUAGGCAGGGCUUGGAAGAGAGGGUAUUUGUUAUAUGGUCCACCCGGAACCGGGAAAUCAAGCUUGAUUGCAGCCAUGGCUAAUCAUCUCAAGUUUGAUAUUUAUGAUUUGGAGCUCACAAGCCUGUUCUCCAACUCUGAAUUGAGGAGGAUCAUGAUUUCUACCACCAACAGGUCCAUUAUUGUGAUUGAGGAUAUUGAUUGCAGUGUGGAGAUGCACGACAGGCAGCUGGAUCAUGGUUUCACACCACCUUCUCACGAGGGAAGCAAUGCCAAAUUGACCCUUUCAGGGCUAUUGAAUUUCAUUGAUGGGCUGUGGUCUAGCGUUGGAGACGAAAGAAUCAUCAUAUUCACUACCAAUCAUAAGGACAAGUUGGACCCUGCUCUGCUCCGCCCGGGUCGGAUGGAUAUGCAUAUUCACAUGUCCUAUUGUACAGUUCACGGGCUCAGGAAAUUGGUUUCAAAUUAUCUGGACAUCGAUAGGGAUUAUAACCCCGGGGUUUUCGACGAAAUCGAGAGCUUGAUUGAUGGUUGUGAGGUGACUCCAGCUGAGGUUGCAGAGGAACUGAUGAGAAGUGAGGAUGCUGAUCUUGCUAUGGAAGGAGUACUCAACAUGCUCAAGAAGAAAAUGGCUAAUAAUAAUAAGUCAGUUGCUGAAGUGAAAGACGAUGAUGCACCAAGUCCUUCCACCCCAGAAGAUGAAAAUGAGGCUACUGAAGAACUAGGUAAAGUCCCAGAUUUCCAAGAGUCAAAAAGAAUGAAAACUGAUUUUGCAAUGAGGAGAGGAUUAAGAAGGAGGAGAGGGGGUUUGAGGGGUGGUAGUAGAUUUUUAGGGGCCUCAUACAGAUGAACAAUAUCCAUGCUGCUGUAUGUUCUCCCGCUUAACCAGUUUCUGGUGUACUACGUGGUGUUCUCUUUUGAUCCUAGAUUGUAAUGUACCUUAACGGAAGACAAGAUUUUGCAAGUGUUGUCACUUCCAGAACUCUGCUGUAAUGAGAGGAUUAAGAACUUGUGAAAAUUUAUGUGAAUGAAUAUGUGCCCAAAUCUGUUCUAAUGUCCCCCUCAAUUCUGCAGUUAAACUUCAUAUAUUCACUGCAGCACAUAGAAAUGAAAUUGUUGUAAUCCAGGGGUUUUAUUUUAAUGCCAGAUUUCUUUAAUCCAUGAUUGUUCAUGUGUUCUAUAGUCGAAUUUUCUCCCUUGUGCACAGACUUUCACAGUACUCUAAAGCAUCAAUCCCCCCCUACACACAAAGAAAAAGAAAAAGAACCAAAAAAAUACGGCCGAAGGAAAACACUCAAAUCACGUCUUUGCCAAUUUUGUACUCUGAACAAGAGUUAAAAAGUGCACAAAAAAGUGGGUAGCCUCGUCGUUUGUCCAAGAGUUACAAAAAAAAAAAAAAAAAAGAUGACAAAUUCAAAGGUUUUUUUCCCACUAAAAAGAGAAUAAAUUGAUCUAUGACUCAAAACCAAACUUUAAUUACUUUUAGCUGUGCUCCUUUACGAUCUGCUGUCUGCUUUUGCCGCCCAAAGCAGCAUAUUUGUAGUUACCAUUAUAUUAUAAUUAUAUUAUAAUAAAAGCUAUAUGAAACAUGAUCAACAUUUAUUCUAACUUAGUUGCCUCUCCGUCCCAAUAUUAUUGUUUAGUUUGGAUUUUUAUU